AUGUCCAAUAUAUGCACACAAUGCCACCUCCUAGCACGGCGACAACUACAAGCUCGCCUCUCAAAACAUAGCAAUCACACUCGUAGCAUCCACGUCUCAAAACCACGCGGUGAAGCUCAAUACAGUCCUCGGGAACUAGGUGAUUUCUAUAACGACAUCCUCUCAACACCGCUACCAAAAGUAGCACAGGCCAAGACCGAGAAGCAGGAUCUACCAGAAUGGGUAUCGACGUCUGGACGAAAGGACAUCGAGGAACGAGCCCGCAAACUGUUCGGAAACAUUGAAGGUUCAGGUUAUCAGCGGUCUCAGUCUGAUACACCAGAUGCGACGUGGCGGACGAUAAAUGGCGUGCCUAUUCCACCUAGGCCAGGGGAGCCGGAUAAUUGUUGUAUGAGUGGCUGUGUCUGGGACGAUUAUCGUGAUGAUGUCGAGUCCUGGGCUGCCAGACUGAAGGAAGCGCAAGCGAAAGGUUCCCAGAGUGGUGAAAGUGUCACAAAAACUCCGAAGAUUGGAUUUCCACGACCCGAGGUACAAGCAUCAUCUGGCAGUAUGGACGAUGAUGGUGGAGGGAGCGAGGCUUUAUGGCAGGCACCGAGUGUAGAAGCUGAUCCAGACGCUUUAUUUGCUGAUAUACCAAUAGGAAUUCGAGAGUUUAUGGCAACAGAGAAGAGGAUUCGAGAUCGAAAAAGAAGCAAGAAGGAGAAGUUGACUGCGGACUAA
Molecule: messenger RNA, 720 nt
Organism: Lithohypha guttulata
Lineage: Eukaryota; Fungi; Ascomycota; Eurotiomycetes; Chaetothyriales; Trichomeriaceae
Exons: 2
Coding region: 1-720 (239 amino acids)
Cellular component (GO): mitochondrion
Source: RefSeq, a predicted model, not a curated record